GAGCUCUCCCAGAUAAACUGUCUCUGCGAUUCGUUCGAAUAGCAUCACAAGUCCCUCCCACCGGAGGAACGCGCACUGUACGGCACGCGCAUUCCUUUUGUCCAAUAUGGCGGCUUAGGUGCAGGCUCGCUGAUGCUGUAAUGUUUUAUGUUUGUUUUUAUCAUUUACAUUGCAAUAUAAGCCUGGGCCACAACUGUAAAUUAUUUAGUUUUAAUUGCAAUCGUAUUUAACGUGCAUCGUCUGAAGAAAUCAAGGGAAUUCCGUAUUUUUUUGCAAGCGCAAGGAAAAAAAGUUUGAGCAUCAUUCAAAUAAAAUGAAGAGGCAGGCCGAGCGGGACGUAAGUCCGGCGAGAGCUAUAGCCAAGCGGAUAAGGGAGAGGGACCGGGACCGAGACGGCGGCAGCCGCCGGGAAGACGUUGCACCGCCGCCUCUGGCUGCACUGUUGUCCGAGAGCCGAAAUUACCACAAACACCAGGCACGGAGCCGGAGCAGGGAGCGAGAGAGGAUCCGGCUGCGUGAGGAGCGCGGUGCUGGCGAGUCUCUGCACCGGCAGCAUCAUCGCGACCUCGGGCUCGCCAGCCGCCCUCCACUGCGGACCACAGCGGUGCUUCCCAAGAGCAAAGCCGCUGCGGAGCUCCUGGGAAGCCGCGGCGGCGGAGCUAGCUUGGAGUACAAGACUUUGCUCAUUAGCAAUUUGGGCUCUCAGUUGUCAGACGAGCAGGUGGAAGACGGAUUGUUCCACGAGUUUAAAAAGUUCGGAGACGUCAGCGUUAAGCUGUCCCACACCCCGGAGCUGGGUCGGGUCGCCUACGUGAAUUUCAGGCAUCCGGACAACGCCAAGGAAGCCAGGCGAUCUAAGGCCAGGUUAGUGAUGUACGAUCGCCCGCUCAAAGUGGAAGCCGUGUACGUGAGACGGCGCAGCUGCACGCCUCCCGACGUAGGAUACGUGCCUUUGCACGGCCCCUUCCAGUACAGACAGAGGUCCCUGUCGCCGGUGGCCGGUAAGAUCCGCGAUGUCAGACCCCGGCAUUACGCCAUGGAAGGGCUAGCGCUGAGUCGCGAGAGAGAGCGGGCUUUAGAUUACUAUAGCAUGCUGGACGAGAGGGCGCGCGCCCUGGCCUAUCAGCCGCCGGAAGAAGAUUUAAUGCCCGAAGACGACCAGAGGGCCACGAGGAACUUAUUUAUCGGCAACCUGGAUUCCAACGUGUCGGAGGCAGAGCUGCGCAGGGGCUUCGAUAAGUACGGGAUCAUCGAGGAGGUGGUGAUCAAGCGUCCCGCGCGGGGGCAGGGGGGCGCCUACGCCUUCCUCAACUUCCAGAACCUGGACAUGGCGCACCGGGCCAAGGUGUCCAUGUCGGGGCGCGUGUUUGGGGGGAACCCGGUGAAGAUCGGGUACGGGAAGGCCAACCCCACCACGCGGCUGUGGGUGGGGGGGCUGGGCCCCGGGGCAUCGCUGGCGGCCCUGGCCCGCGAGUUCGACCGCUUCGGCAGCAUCCGCACCAUCGACUACGUGAAGGGCGACAGCUUCGCCUACAUCCAGUACGAGAGCCUGGACGCGGCGCAGGCGGCCUGCGCGCAGAUGCGCGGCUUCCCCCUGGGGGGGCCCGACCGCCGCCUGCGCGUGGACUUCGCCAAGGCCGAGGAGACGCGCGGGUACCCCCCGCAGUACCCGCCGGCCGCCGCGCCGCUGCCCGCGCACUACGAGCUGCUGGCGGACGGGUACGGCUGGCACCGGGGGCUGGGCGCGGAGCUGCGGCCGCGGGACCGCACGCCGCCCCACGCGCUGUUCGCCGAGCGCGAGCGGGAGCGGGCCUUCCUGGAGCGGGACCGGCCCGACUGGGCGGGGCCCGAGGCGGAGCGGCGCGGCGCGGGGGAGGCGCCGGGGCGGGGCCGGGCGCGCAGCCGCAGCAGGGAGCGCUGGGAGCGCGAGGCGGAGCGCGGCCCGGCCGCCAAGGCCUGGGAGGAGCGCCGCAAGAGGCGGAGCCUGUCCAGCGAGCGGGCCAGCGAGGACAGGGGGCGGGGCAAAGCCCGCGGGACGCCCGCGGCCGCCACCGUGCCGGAGUCGCCCGGCCGCAGCCCCGGGGGCGAGAGGGGCGGGGCCGACGAGCCGGCCGCCCAGACGCCCGAGCCGCCGGCCGAGGACGGGGGGGCGGGGGGGGGCGAGGAGCCCGAGCGGAACCACCGGGGGGGCGACGGCGGGGCGGACGCGCGGCUGGAUCCGCCCAAAGCGGACGCGCGGCGGCCCGGCUCGCUGUCGGAGUUCGCCCGCACGCUGCCCGCCGCCUGGCGCGGGGCUCUGGUGCUGAAGAACAGCUGCUUCCCCACCAGCAUGCACCUGCUGCAGGGCGGGGCCGGCUUCCUGUCCGCGCUGCUGCCCGCCCCGCCCGCCCCCCAGCUGAAGAUCGCCCAGCGCCUGCGGCUGGACCAGCCCAAACUGGACGAGGUGACGCGCCGCAUGAAGCAGGGCGGCCCCGAGGGCCACGCCGUGCUGCUGGCCGUCCAGGGGCCCGUGGACCGGGACCCGGCCCCGCCCGAACCGGGCCUGCAGACCCGCCUGCUGCGCAACCUGGUCACCUACCUGAGGAACAAGCAGGCCGCCGGCGUAAUCGGGCUGCCGCUGGGCGGGGCCCGGGAGCGGGAGGGCGGGGGCAGGGAGCGAGAGGGCGGAGGCAGGGAGCGGGAGGGCGGGGGCAGGGAGCGGGAGGGCGGGGGAAUGCUGUACGCCUUCCCCCCCUGCGAGUUCUCCCAGCAGUUCCUGCAGACUGCGCUCAGUACUCUGGGGAGGGUGGAGGAGGAGCACCUGGUGGUGGUAAUAGUCAAAGACUCUGUUUAGGAAGCCUUUUCUGUUUUUUAACUCGUGUAUAUUUUUUUAAGAGGUGUCAGCUGACGAGCCUGCCGGGUUUGAAAGGGAGCGAACGGGAAACGCAGGUGUUUGGGGGUGUGUGGGAGUUGUAGUUUUACAUGGUGUGCUGGAGGAAGGUGUCAGGGUGGGCGUGCUGCUAUGCUAGAGUCGGACUGUUAACGCCAGAAGCCAGGUUGUCUGAACGAGAUGUUUUUUAAAUAAACUGACCAAGUACCUUCUUAUCCUCCAGCUCAAUUGUCCUGAAGAACUGAUUGUACAGUUUACGUUUACACUACACGUUGUUCUUACUGCAGGUGCCAGAGGAGUCUCUGCUUGUUUUUGUAUUUUUAGUCUCAAAAACUUUUUUUUCCCGUUUUUUUACUAUGAGGUGCUGAGCACAGGAACCUUGAUGUCUUCUCUUCUGUUUCCCUGGGGUCCAGUUUAAUGGAUGCAUAUUUAGUUGGGGGAUGGCUGUAACAGAAUUUUUGUUUAAAGGUAUAUUACUGUUACUCUAUUACUCAAAUGACCGUUUUUUUUUUGUCACAGUUCUCUUUGUUAGCGGACCUGUUUUUGUAUUAUUUUUUGUAUUGUUUUUAGUAUUGUUUCUGCAAUAUCAUGGCGUAUGAAAGAGGUGUGGCUGCUGUGUGGUGUUUACACAGGCGGGUAAUUUAUUAUUUUAGAUGCAGGUUUAAGUGAAGAGAACAGACAUUCAGGUGAGAAUGUGACCUCCAGCUACCUCUGCUGCCCAAACCCACUGAUACUCAGAGCCAAACCACCCACUGCCCAAUCCACUGAUACUCACCCAAACCACCCACUGCCCGAUCCACUGAUACUCACCCAAACCACCCUCUGCCCAAUCCACUGAUACUCACCCAAACCCCCCACUGCCCAAUCCACUGAUACUCACCCAAACUGCCCAAUCCCACUGAUACUCACCCAAACCACCCUCUGCCCAAACUCACUGAUACUCAGAGCCAAACCACCCACUGCCCAAUCCACUGAUACUCACCCAAACCCCCCACUGCCCGAUCCACUGAUACUCCAGCACCAUUCUCUUUGGGUGGAGUUUCUGUAGACCAAACACUGUUAACUCUGAAAGUCUGAGGAUAACCUGUUCUUAUAGGACCUUCUGAUUCUUGCACUGGGAAGUGCAGCAUGACAGGAAUAUGUUAACACUAUGCUUGGAGGUUUGUGUGAUCAGCCAGCUGUGUUUUAAUGGUUAGCCUAACCGCUAGUGGGCUCUAGGCCUGACUACAGGGUGAGCCAUACGACUGGACUUCCAUCAGUAAAGACUGUCUUCAUGUGCGUCACAGAUCAGCUGCUUUUGAGCUGUAGAGGCCUUUUCUCUUCGUCUUUUUCUGCUUCUAUCUGUCAUGGGCCCUCUCAGCUCUGAGGCUCUGUCUGUCAGGGCCCUGGGCCCUCAGACCCAGCUGCAGGGAUGGCUGAAGCUUCUCUCCAGUCUGUGUCUCCGCUGUUAUUUCUGAAUCGUAAUCACUACAGUCUCAGUGAGUGGGCGGAGUAACGGCCGACGGCGAGCCGGUUGAUUGGCCAGCGGCAGAUUCCGACCGGCCAUUAGCAGACUCUGCACCGCCUCUGUGUAGCAUAAACGUGUUGGGUGUUCUGGAGAGUGAAUGCUGUCGUAUGCUUUGAUAUGACUGUUAUGGUCUGAUUUAACAUUGUAUGAAACUGACAGUAAAAUCAAUUAAUGUCCUGCUCUUA
Molecule: messenger RNA, 4561 nt
Organism: Anguilla rostrata (American eel)
Lineage: Eukaryota; Metazoa; Chordata; Actinopteri; Anguilliformes; Anguillidae
Product: putative RNA-binding protein 15B
Exons: 1
Coding region: 314-2833 (839 amino acids)
Biological process (GO): regulation of alternative mRNA splicing, via spliceosome
Cellular component (GO): nucleus
Molecular function (GO): mRNA binding
Source: RefSeq, a predicted model, not a curated record